AUGGGGGAGUUGUUGUCGAAGAUCGGACUUCUUCGAAAAGAAAUUACUUCGCUCGAGCGGUGUCGAGAGGCGUUGGCUACUGCUACGACCGAUGCUAGUGUUAAUAGAACGUUGGUGGCCUUUGAGGACGCCCGUUCCUACACAACACGACAAUUUCACGAGUUGAAAUCACAGAUCCAGCGAGAGGCUGAGGCGACUGAGCAAUUAGCUCAGGGCGAUGGCACCUCUGAAGGAAACGUGGACCUCAGGGCUAGGCGUAGUGGUUGCCUUAUGCUUAUGCACGAAUUCAGGAAGCUGGAUUUCAACAAGACUGGAGACAACGCGUGA
Messenger RNA from Perkinsus marinus ATCC 50983, 327 nucleotides. RefSeq lists its product as hypothetical. NCBI's taxonomy places the organism in Eukaryota, Perkinsozoa, Perkinsida, Perkinsidae. The transcript has 5 exons. The record is from RefSeq and is a predicted model, not a curated record. The coding region runs from base 1 to 327 and encodes 108 amino acids.